Molecule: messenger RNA, 1915 nt
Organism: Sorex araneus (European shrew)
Lineage: Eukaryota; Metazoa; Chordata; Mammalia; Eulipotyphla; Soricidae
Gene: RCAN1
Product: regulator of calcineurin 1
Exons: 4
Coding region: 64-816 (250 amino acids)
Biological process (GO): calcium-mediated signaling
Cellular component (GO): cytoplasm; nucleus
Molecular function (GO): calcium-dependent protein serine/threonine phosphatase regulator activity; nucleic acid binding
Source: RefSeq, a predicted model, not a curated record
CGGCCCGGGAAGGAGAAGCGGGAGGGGCCGGCUGCGGCGAUCGGGGCGCGCAGGGGCGCGGGGAUGGAGGACGGCGUGGCCGGGCCCGGACGCGGGGCGGCGGCCCAGGCCGGCGGGGCGGCGAGAGCGCGGCCCGGGGGGACGCUGCGGCCCUUCGCGCCCUUCUCGGGGGCGGCGGCGGCCGACGAGGGCGGCGGCGACUGGAGCUUCAUCGACUGCGAGAUGGAGGAGGUGGACCUGCAGGACCUGCCCAGCGCCACCAUCGCCUGCCACCUGGACCCGCGCGUGUUCGUGGACGGCCUGUGCCGGGCCAAGUUCGAAUCCCUCUUUCGGACCUAUGACAAGGACAUCACCUUUCAGUAUUUUAAGAGCUUCAAGCGAGUCCGCAUCAACUUCAGCAACCCCCUGUCGGCCGCGGACGCCAGGCUCCAGCUGCACAAGACAGAGUUUCUGGGGAAGGAGAUGAAGUUGUAUUUUGCUCAGACCCUGCACAUAGGCAGCGCGCACCUGGCGCCCCCCAACCCAGACAAGCAGUUCCUCAUCUCCCCGCCGGCCUCGCCUCCGGUUGGCUGGAAGCAAGUGGAAGACGCGACUCCCGUCAUAAAUUAUGAUCUUUUAUAUGCUAUCUCCAAGCUGGGGCCAGGGGAGAAGUAUGAAUUGCACGCCGCGACCGACACCACCCCCAGCGUGGUGGUCCACGUGUGUGAGAGCGAUCAGGAGAACGAGGAAGACGACGAGAUGGACCGGAUGAAGAGACCCAAGCCCAAAAUCAUCCAGACCCGGCGGCCGGAGUACGCGCCCAUCCACCUGAGCUGAAGUGGGCAGAGCCGCGCUCCGAAAGUCACCUUGGCGGGGAGGCCCCCGGGACUGCGCGCAGGCGUGCGUGGGCGGGGGCUGCAUUGGCCGCGGCCCGGGGGAGCGGCUGGGCUCUGUGUCCCGGCCCAUGGGAAGCUGGGCGUCCGGCCCGGGCUCCCGGCUCCUGAGCGAAGCCCCCCUCCCGGGGCCGCCCCCCGCAUGCAUUUGUGGGGGGGGGCCCGCACGCAGACACUUGGGGACGCCUCGAGAGCCCUCCUCGGCCGCGGUCGUUGUUUCUGUAUUUGUCCCUUCCCGGUAGGUUCCGUGUUUGUCCCAGGCGGGGUCGAGACGGGAGCGAGUCGGUGGCCUUUGGCCAGCCUCCCCCCGUCGGGGACAGGGCAGGGCAGGGCUCUCUGCUGGCCGGGAAAGGCACCCCGCCCCCUCCCCAGCCCCACCCCACCCCCAUGAAGCCACUGGCUGUCCCGCACCGCGGCGACAGUGCCCCCCGAAAGCUGUCGCGUGUCUCGUGCUCCACCCCUGGCCCCCACGUCCUGACAUUUGUGCACGUCCUGGUUCUCCAGAACUAACCCUCGUUGGCCUCUCGAGUCGCACCAGUUGUUCCCUGUCUCCUGGGAGGUUAGGGAAGCUUUGGAAGGAAAAAGUGACAAAGCCGGGUGGCCUGGCCAGACUCCAAACGGAGCAUCACCCGCAGGUGGAGUCGUGCCUGGUCUAACACCGGCAGAGAUCAGUCCUCGCUCAGCAACGUGUCCGGUGUGCUUUUUUUUUUUUUUUGGCCAAAACAAACAAACAAACAAAACCCAGUUGAACUGAAAUGUCCUGUAUAGAAGGGUCCUGGUCAAACCAAGUCCAGAGUCGGGACUGUAUCACUGCCAACCCACAGUCGUGCGAAAUUCCAGUGGAGUUGCCCGCGUCAGGCUUAGCUUCAUGGCGAUGGAAGUAUAUGAGUCAUAGCCAAUCCCGUUAUCAUUCCCCCACCCACCCCCGGGGAGGGGUGGGGUGGGGGUGGGGGAAGUUCUUGGUGGAGAUAGGUGAACUUUUUUUUUUUUUAUACCCUGCUACAAACAUCGAGAUAUACUUGUAAAUAAAUUAAAAAACCGGA